Molecule: messenger RNA, 4464 nt
Organism: Phoenix dactylifera (date palm)
Lineage: Eukaryota; Viridiplantae; Streptophyta; Magnoliopsida; Arecales; Arecaceae
Product: lysine-specific demethylase JMJ703-like
Biological process (GO): chromatin remodeling; regulation of gene expression
Cellular component (GO): nucleus; chromatin
Molecular function (GO): histone H3K4me/H3K4me2/H3K4me3 demethylase activity
Source: RefSeq, a predicted model, not a curated record
AACUUUUCCUUUUCUUUUUCUUUGUUUUGUUGUUUUUCAUGGAUAAACUCAACAGAUACCCAUCUGGUCCAUGACCCAUUCUUCCUCGCUUCCAAGUCUUUUUAUUAUUAUAGUUAAAGCAUAAGGAGUGGCCUGGGGCGAGGAGGGCGGUUGAUCUUGGGAAAUUACCGCCCGUGGUUUCCUGGGCAGCCCACAAAACCACUUUCCCUUCUACCACCUUCAAGAACUGAUCCGGUUAGGGUUAGGGUUUGAUUUUGAUAGGAAUCCUUCAAGAACCGGGAAAUCCCACUUUUUGGCAACUCUCUUUCUCGAAUCGGAAUUCUUGGGUCUUUGUCUAUAAUUCAUCUGUUUUUGGCAAACAGAAGAUAUGGGCUCCUCAAGAAUUUGAUUGAUGGGGACAAAAUACAUAGAAGCUGAUGUUACAGAUGAUCCUGAUGUAAUACCUCCAGUUCCACCAGGUUUUACAUCACUUGCGUCAUUCACUUUGCAAAGGGUCCAGGAUGAUGUUAUGGUUUCGACAGGUGCUUCUGAUUCAAUAUUACAGAGGGAAACUGAUUGCAGCAUCUUGGGUGAUAAGAAGUUGAGGAAGUCACUUCGGCAUAAGCCAUGGGUGAACUACAGUCAGUAUGAUAAUAGCUCAGAAGAAGAAUCUGACGCUGAGCUGUAUGAACAGAAUGCGCCCGCAAUCUGCUGCUUACCAAAAGGGGUUAUUCGAGGAUGUGCUGAGUGUAGGAACUGUCAGAAGGUUACAGCAAGAUGGCGUCCACAAGAUGCAUGCAGACCUGUCCUUGAUGAAGCCCCCAUAUUUUAUCCAUCUGAAGAGGAAUUUGAAGAUACUCUGAAAUAUAUUGCAAGUAUAUGCCCAAGGGCGGAACCAUAUGGAAUUUGUCGUAUUGUUCCCCCUCCUUCUUGGAACCCCCCAUUCCUUCUCAAAGAGAAAGGCGUAUGGGAAAAUUCAAAAUUUGCAACUCGCAUCCAACAGGUGGAUAAGCUUCAAAAUCGUGACUCUAUGAAGAAAAUCUGCAGAAACCAUUGUAUUAUGGGGAGGAAAAGGCGAAAGCUUUCGAAAAUGGGGGGCACCAACAAUGAAAAUCUGAUGGAAGCUAAUCAACUUGGAUGUCUAAAUAGCAUUGAGAGGUUUGGGUUUCAACCUGGUCCGGAGUUCACCCUGGAAUCAUUUCAGAAGUAUGCAAAUGACUUCAAGGAUCAAUAUUUUUGCAAGGACAUGGAUUUUGAUUUGAGGUCUGGGAAUUGGGAACCAUCACUGGAGAAUAUUGAAGGUGAAUAUUGGCGGAUAGUUGAGAGGCCAAGUGAAGAGAUCGAGGUGCUCUAUGGUGCUGAUUUGGAUACUGGAGUUUUUGGCAGUGGUUUUGCCAAAGCAUCUUCUUCUAUGACAAAUUCUGAAUUCAAGGAUCGAUAUGAGAAGUCAGGUUGGAACUUAAACAACUUUCCUCGGCUUCCAGGUUCUGUGCUCUCCUUCGAAAGCGAGGACAUUUCUGGUGUUCUGGUUCCAUGGUUAUAUAUAGGAAUGUGCUUUUCAUCGUUUUGUUGGCAUGUUGAAGACCACCAUCUAUAUUCAUUAAAUUACCUGCACUGUGGUGCUCCAAAAAUGUGGUAUGGAGUGCCAGGAAAAGAUGCCCAAAAGUUGGAGGCAGCCAUGAAGAAACAUCUACCAGAUUUAUUUGAAGAACAACCGGACUUGCUUCACAAUCUUGUGACUCAAUUUUCUCCAUCAUUGUUAAGAUCAGAGGGAGUGCCUGUUUACCGCUGUGUUCAGCAUGCAGGAGAGUUUGUUAUCACUUUUCCUCGAGCAUAUCAUUCAGGUUUCAAUUGCGGAUUCAAUUGUGUGGAAGCUGUAAAUGUGGCUCCUAUUGACUGGCUGCCUUGUGGGCAGAAUGCUGUUGAGCUUUAUCGCGAGCAAGGACACAAAAUUUCGAUAUCCCAUGACAAAUUGCUACUGGGAGCUGCCAGGGAAGCAGUUAGAGCUCAGUGGAAUAUCUUAUUUCUGAGGAAGAACACAUUAGAUAGCAUAAGAUGGAAAGACGUCUGUGGAUUGGAUGGCAUCCUAGCAAAGGCACUAAAGGCACGUAUUGAGAUGGAACGUGUAAGGAGAGACUUCCUUUGCUGUUCUUCUCGGUCGAGAAAAAUGGACACUGGUUUUGAUGCUAAUAGUGAGAGAGAAUGUGUUGUCUGCCACUAUGAUUUGCAUCUCUCUGCUGCUGGAUGUCCAUGUUCUCCAGACAAGUUUGCAUGUCUGAUCCAUGCAAGGCAGCUGUGCUCAUGUGCUUGGAGCACAAGGUUCUUUCUGUUCCGCUAUGAAAUCAGUGAACUCAACACUCUACUCGAUGCUUUGGGAGGGAAGUUGAGUUCAGUUCAUAAGUGGGGGCUCUCAGAUCUUGGGUUGAGUUUGAGUUCUUAUCUCUCAAAAGACAAAGCACGAGAAUCCAAACCCAUGCAUAAAGCUAAUGAUAAAGAAACUAAAGAACAGGGGCUGCUAAAUCAGAGUUGUUCUAAUGAUGAUGCAAGGACCGAAGUACCAAAGGAAGGAGAAAAGAUAGCGCUUGACAAAGUUGAUUCAAUACAUACAGUUGUGGAUCACUCAUUAACCAAACCCACAAUCCUAUCGGUUUCUAAGGAUCUAUGUCCAACAGAGAGGUGCUUAACUGAGGAUCAAAACAUACAUUCUGGAGAAGGAUACAGAAGAUCAAAUUCAAGAUCAUCUGACUAUUCAGGACAGAUACAUUCUUCCAAUGGUACAGUAAGCACCAAUCUGAUGCAGAAUAAUUAUAGUGAAGCAGCCAAUGUAAAACAAUUUAGCAGCUCAAAUAUGACAUUAUUGAAGCCAGGAGAAAAAACAUCUUCUGGUGAUGCAAAUGUUAUAUCAAGGGAUGGUGAACAUAAAGAAGCAUGCAAGUUGUCAAGUAAACCAAUGGUGGAUCUCUCUGUAGGAAACUUGAAAACUUUUGCCAGGCUGUCAAACUGUGAUGAUAAAGUGACUUCCUGCAAUUUUCACAAGGAUCAGGUUCUUGUAGCACCGGAUACAUAUGCAUCCAUUAUUAAUGACAAAGAUGUCAAUUUGCUACCUGUUCUGGAAGAGUCUAUUAAUUUCUCAAAUUCAGCAUCUGUUCAGGUGAAAGACCAGGAAGAAGGAACAUGCAGAAAGGAUUUCUCAAGUUUACCAAAUCAACAAGCUUUGAGAUCCUUCACUCAAAAUAGACUUGAAUGUGCAAUGUCUACCACUGGGCCCAUUGCAAUAGCAAUUUCAGAUUUUCUAGCUGUAAAAGAAGUAUGUGGUAGUAGUUCUACAGAUAUUGGUAAUCAUCUUCAGCAUCCUGAGAUUUCUGGAAAUAAAAACCAAAUGAUGAAAGCAAAGCAAGGAAACCUGAAUCAAAUUCUCAUCUGAAUGAUGGAUAGAGGAAAACCAGUUACAAGCCCAUCCUGUUCAUUAAAUAGUGUUGAUAGAUGCAGCAGUCUUCAGAGUGGCCCUCGCAUGGCUAAAGUGGUGCAGAGAAUUAAUUGCACUGUCGAGCCUUUAGACUAUGGUGUUGUGUUCUGUGGAAAAUUAUGGUCUACCAGUCAGGCCAUAUUUCCAAAAGGAUACAGAAGUCGAGUUAGAUACAUAAGCAUUCUAGAUCCAACAGAAAUGUGCUACUACAUAUCCAAAAUUCUAGAUGCUGGACUGCUUGGACCUCUAUUUAUGGUUGCGGUAGAGCAUCAUCCAAGUGAAGUAUUUAUUCACAUGUCUGCCACCAGAUGCUGGGACAUGGUGAGAGAGAGGGUGAACCUGGAAAUUAUGAAGCAGCACAAGAUGGGAAGGAUCAACCUUCCAUGUUUGCAGCCCCAAGAAUCUGUUGAUGGCCUCGAAAUGUUUGGUUUAUCAUCACCAGCAGUUGUGCAGGUCAUGGAGGCACUUGAUCCAAGUCAUGUUUGUACAGAGUACUGGAGAUCCAGGCCCCAAGCUCAGGCCCCAUCCCUUCCAGCUACCUCGAUCAAAGACAAUGGGUCAAGUCUUAUGAAGGACCAAGGCAGUGAAGAAGGGCCGUUGCCUGUUGGCUCCGUUGUGACACUUGGGAUUAGGAGCCUUUUCAAGAAGGCCAACCCAGAGGAGCUGCAUGCUUUGCAGAGCAUACUUGGCCAUGAUGCGCCCAGCAACUCUAAGCAUCAAGUCAUCCAGCUUCUAGAUGAGGAGUUGGAGAGCAGGAAUUCUAAGUAGAAGAUAUUUCAGUCGCUGUUGCCAUGAGUUAUACCAGGAGUCUAACAGCCAACUACCGGAGUCUCUGCUGUGUCAUUAUGCAGGCACGAAUUGGUUUUGAGCUGAAAGUAUAUAUGAACAUUUUCGUUAUCCUUCUUUUUAACCUGUAGAUCGGUCACACAUACAGAACUUGCAGAGUGUAGGCAAAAGCAUUGUAUCUAUAAUUCGCCCAUUCAUUCUAAUAAGAUCCCAUUAGCUUUCUUUGACAUGUU